Lymnaea stagnalis (great pond snail) is the source of this 25339-nucleotide messenger RNA. The record is from the annotation of a GenBank genome assembly. NCBI's taxonomy places the organism in Eukaryota, Metazoa, Mollusca, Gastropoda, Lymnaeidae.
CUUUUCACUUGACGAUUAACUGUAGACAGUAGGGAUUUAGCUGAAGUCUAAGCCCUAGACUAAUUUUUUAAGGUUAACGAAUUUACGCUAGCCCUAUCAAACUUAAAACGGUUCUUUUUGCUCACAUUAUGAUUUUAUAAAAUUUAGGGAUAAACCAACUUUUGCUCUAAUUUAAUUCAUAACACUAAAACAAAUUGACGGAAAUGCCUCAAGACAGAGGACAUCGUCGAAAACAUAGCAGGUAGGUAAAUUUUUAAAUUAUGAAAUAUCACUUCUUCAAAGACUAUUAAAAGUAAGACUUAUUGUAAUAUUCUUAAAAAUAACCAAGUAUUAUAAUACUGAUGAAAUAUAAAUAGAUGGGCCUGGUAUAAAAUUAAAAAGGUAAAGUUAUGGUACACAUUGUUCAGGUUAAAAUGUAAUCCUAGCUACUUCACAUGUGAAAAAACAACUGUUAAAGUUUAAGUUACAAAUUACCAAAACAAAGGAAUACUAUAAUUACAAAACAGUGUAUAUGAUAAUUAAUUAGGAUUUAAUAUUAUUAAUAAUUAAUGAGUAGGCAGGUAAAUUACGAGAACGAAUGCCACUAUUUUAUCGAAUUUCACGAAUGACGAAUGUAUCCCUAAAUGCCUAAAUCUAUCCCUAUGCCUAACCUGCACCCUAAAUCGAUCCCUCAACCUAACCUAAACCCUAAAUCACUGCAACUAUAAUAAACACCAUAAAGACGCCGUGGCAUUCGUCCUCAGAUUUAGCUGAGUAGGCAUUUUUGAUAAAGCAAGGGAGACUAUUUCAAAAUUUGGGAUAGCGGUAAGUAGGCACUUCAAUUAAGCCCUGUAUUACCCGAAAAUUGGGUGUUGUAAUUUCGUUGUCAAAAUGGCGACCUCACUUUUUAAUUUACUGAGGGUAUCGUUUUUCUAUUAGCCAUUGUAGGGAUAACAAUACUUGUCCACGCACCGUUCUGCACAUGUCCUAAAAUGUCGAAAAAAUGUGUUCUGCUAUAUGGCGUACAGCUACACGGUAUCAUUGGAAAAUUGCAUACUACGUCACCUUUGUUUAUUAAAUAAUUGCUUUCCUCAUCACUGGCGUAUCAGUUUUUGUGUUCCGGUCAUAUAUUGAUUUAUGCUACGAUAUUUUUUGUGCAUCACGGGCAGUAUUAUUAUAAUGAUUCGGUUAGUAUAAAAAUCGCAUAAAUACUUUUUUACUUGUAAAGCCACCAAAAUAAGGUUUAGUGCUCCCUAAUCUACAUUCAUUGUAAGAGUUUUUUCAUUUUUUGAGUUAUUAUUGUUGAGCUCUCGAUAAAAAGUUAUGCAUCCCACAAAGAAGUGGGGGGUAUGAAAUUGUCAAUAUUUUUUUAUUUUCACAGAGAAGCCGGAAAUGGCUGCUAUCACUGUGAUUCGUUUAUGUUAAAGUUAAAUCCUUAAACUUAAACAUCUAGAUAAUUAUAAGACGUUUAAAAUGAAUCAUUUUAAGAAAAGAUUAUAACCAAACUUGAAAAUUUUAUGUAGUAACCAAGGGUUGGUUUUAAGUUUUAUUUAUUACGUUAAAAAUUGUGUACGGUACCAGUACACAGUUUAUCGUUUUUUCAUUAUUGAAUCAAUAUUUAAUAUUUUUACAAUAGUAAUAUCGAUAAUAAUAAGCCUUUUUCUCUUAUUAAUUAUUUUAGAGAAUAUUACUAAAAUUAGGCUUACUUAUCAUUAUCAGUUAUAAUUAUAAACAACUGUUAUUAUAAACUAUAAUAGUCUAUUUAGGCCUAAGCUUAAUUUUUCUUAAUCUGAUUCUAUUACAAGUAUAAGUUCUAUAUAUAACAGUUUUAUUAAAAUACAUCAAAUUAAUAAACAAGACUCAAACAACAUCAUCAUAGAAAUUAUAUUUUUAUUAGGACAUAGAAAAGCAGUACAUAGACAAUUAUUUAAUAUUUCAAAUAACAUUUUGUAAUGAAUUAGUCUCAUCAUUAUCAUAUUAUCAUCAUGGAUGAUUUUAUUUGAGUAAUUUUUAUUUAUAUUUACAUGCGUUCAAUUUUAUAAAUAAAAAAGACUACUUACAUUUUUAUAAAUAUAAUAAUUGAUUUAAAAUUUAACACAAGCAUAAUAAAAUUAGUUAAAAUCCAAUAAAUAUGUUGUUGUUUUUUUUGUGUUUUCCUGUAUAAAUAAUGAUUUUCCCAAUUUUUCUGUUCACUUUUUUCUGAACAUACCCACAAAUAAAUUUAUAAAAAAAUAAAAGUCUUAAUGUUAUAUAAAAGUUUUGUUGUUUAUUGUACUGUAUAUUGCAUUGAGAAUGUCUCCUGAACAUUUGGUAGUAUUAUCUUUUAAAAUCAAAAAGUUUUGGGUAAAAUAAGGCAGAAAUUUUGAAAGUGGGUCACACGUUUUUUCAGUUAAAUACUAAGAUGAAGAAGGGGGUGUUUAAAAGUCACCAAAAAAAAAUCAUAACUCCACUUCUAUAAAAGAUAGAAAGAUGAAAUUGGUGUUGUUGUAAAGCUUAUAGCUAGCCCUUUAAAAUGAUGUAUCAUUCAUGGCAAUUGGACAAUAUUUAAAUUUUGUGUCAAAGUACCUAACCAUUGGGUUGUUUAAUUUAGUCCAGGUAAAUAUGAAGUUUUUAAUUUAUUACACUAUCAUAACUGUAUUGUGCUGAAAUUAGGGAUUACGGCAGUCAAUUGCAGUUAAAUUUUGAAGAUUGAAUUUACCUAUCACUUGUAACACAUGACUUCAUUAUUCUAAAUUAGGUCACUGUCACCAAUCCCCAACAAACACAAACGCAGCUGGCAGAAUGACAUAUCUGGUUCUGGGGAUGGAGGAAGGCCAUUUGGAAGACACAGAUCCCCUUCCCCUAUGAGACGGGACACAAAACUAUUCAAAUCACCUUCUAAAUUGGGUGGUCAUAAAACCUUUCAUGCAUCAUCACCUGGUGGACAUAAAAGUCGUUCUCCUCGUAACCAGAAAAGAUCUCGGCCCAGGUCUCCUUAUUCUGGUCAGUUAGGUUUGAAACAUUUGAUUAUUAUGAGCAAGUAAAAUGUGUAUUCAUUUUAGGUAUAAUUACUAUAAUUACUAUAUGAUAUGGACUUAUUGCUGCCGAUCCACUUUCAGGCAGAGGUUUAUCCCCCUCAUUUUCUAGACAACCUCAUUUACACCCUAAUAGAGAUUAUAGUAGACCAGUAUCCCGACCAAGCCAUCUAGAGGAGAGGGAGAGGUCAAGGAUAAGGCACGUCCCUCCUUUGAAAGCUGGAGUUGAAAGGUCAGAUCUUUCUUUUACAUGCAUCCAAGAAACCUUAAAAAAUAUUUUAAAUAAAUUAUUAAAAAGUUAAACCAUAAAAUUUUAAAGAUUGCAGUUAAUUUAUGUUUUCCUCUGCAUGAAAUAAAUUGAGUUCUUGUAUGUAAGUUUAUUUUGUACAAUGCCUUAUUAAGAUUUGAUAUCAGGGUGUUAAAUAUGGUUCUCACUAUAUUUGAUUAAAAUAUUUUAAAAUCAGUCUUACGUACAGUAUUUACUCUUAGUAAAUUUGAUUUGAUUUAUUCAUGUUAGUUUUGGUUCUGUCAAAGUAUUAAGAAUUUUUUUUUUGGUAAAAAUUUAGCUUCAAACUUGAAUCUAAAUUCAACAAGAGUACACCUAAUACUCACACUGAACUAACCACAAAGAAGAAGCUCAAGCAAAGCCCACCUCCAAAGCGCCCAAGAAGCCGUUCCCCCGCUAAUUCUACCCUGAAACGGAGUGAACCCAGCUCACAACCACAUCAGAGAGAAACAUUGAUGUCGGAGCGUAAAGUCAGCUCAGUUAGUAAGAAGAAACAAUCAAGAGUGACACUACACAAAAGAUUCACACAAGAGGAGCAGGAACCAUUUGAAUUGGAGGAAAACGUCACAAUUGCUAUUUUACGUAAUCCUAAUGCUGAGCCAUCUGAGGAUGUGACAGUGAAGGUAAUUAGGGAAUUAAAUGAACUGGUUGUAUCUUUAAAGGUUUAUAUUAACUAAUAUAGGUAAGUCUGUACUAGGGUUUCACAAGCAGGAUCAGAUUUUUAUUAUAGAAAAAAACAUUCAAAGAACAAGCUUUUAGAAUAUCGAUUUGUUUUAUUUUUAAGUUUCAUGUUACAAAUUGUCGUUAAAGGCCUUGACUUGAGUAGUAGGCGUGACUCUUGUGUUCCAAGUCAAAGAUGUUGUCAGAAUUUUCAUUGUGUCAAUAUCAUAUCACCUACAGGACUCCAUCUCCGGGUUUGUUAUCUGAGUUUGCCUUCUCUUAUAUGAGUUGCCAACUAACGUUAACGAGUCCCAUUCACCCGAGGUGCUGGUGUUGUUUUUGCUUGUCUAUGAUUUUGAUGGGGUUGGACCUCCAGUCCACAAGCUUGGGAUUGAUUCAGUUUAGACCACUUGGCCACCCAGCCAUAUGCAUCCAUCUCUGUGGCGCUACAGCCCAUGUAGGACUUUGGCCUGCCUCACUACUUCCUUCCACUCAGACCAAACUAAUGCUUUUCUUUUCCAUGCUUAGAUUCCCAGCUGCUGUAGAUCUUUUCCACGUCAUCUAUCCAUAUAUGCCUAGGUCUGCCUUUGGUCCGUUUUCCUGUGGGGUUUUGGUGAUAUUCCCUCUUCACUCCUUUGUCAUUUAGUUUUCUUUCAAAGUGUCCUUCUCAGGUAGCUUACCCUUUUCUAUUUCUGCUACCAUCAUUGGAUCCUGAUAUAGACUGUACAAUUCCUGGUUGGUUCAUACUCUCCAUCCAUAUUCAGAUCUGCCAACUCUUUCAAUUUUGUCGGAAUUAUACAGAUUUUUUACCUCUCAUUCCAACCUUCCGAUUUUUCAAAAUUUAUCAUUCUUCACCUGUCAAUUCGAAAGCAGAAGAAAAAAAAAUCGGGUACAACAGGAAGUGUUGCAUUUGUUUUUACGAAGUGUCUACAUGUCCGGCGACCUGACAAAUAAGUGAAUAAGUUCUUGAUAUAUUUGUCCGUCUACUAUGUAUUUGACCAAAUCACAUGAAGUUGCGCGAGAUAUUUGUCUUGUAGCCUUGUUAUGGGACCGCUAAUUGUCUAUCAGAGUUCACGGUAUUUCAUUUCAACAAAUUCAAGGUAGUUUUGACAUUUACACGAAAAAGAAAUAUGUUCAAUUCUACAAAAGAAAUACUAGAACCAUUGCUGGUAUAUAUAAUGAACAAGUGGUUUAAAAGUGACAAUGUUUUUUUUAUAAAGCGUGGCAUGCCCACUGGAUAAAUAUCUCCAGCAGUAUUUGUCUGGUGCCUGAGGUGUAGACACUGCCUUGUUUUUAUCAAAGUGAACCGCGAUCUCCAAAUCAUUCUUCAAUCAUAAAAAUUGUUAUAGUCAUGUAUUUUUAAAAAAUUUUUAUGUUAACUUCCAGCCUCUUCUAAAAAGGAUUUUUUAUAUGUCUUUACUGCUUUCCCCUAACAGUGCUAUAUCAUCAGCAUAUGCAAGAUACUGAAGGGGUUGAUUGUAGAGAGUGCCUAUAGGUUGUGGUUCUUGGGUUUCCCUCAGAAAGUAUCCUGCUAUUGUUCCUCGGUGUCAAUAUGCAUGUUUUUUAUAACUCUCUUCAGUGUUAGGUUAAAUAGCUUUCAAGACAGUGAGCCUCCUUGUCUAAUCUGAAAUUUCCAGCAAUGCUAUAGUAGAAAUAACCCACCAAACAAUGGCAGUGGCAGUUUCCCAUCUAUUAAAGUUACUGGAUAAAACAAGUAACACACUUUAUCAAAAUGAACCAAUUCGUGCUAACUUCUGGGAAUUUUAAUUUGUGCACCUUUUGAACACAGCGUGUCAGGCAUACAUACGUACCUAGAGAAUUAUUAGUUAUAUAUAGAAUUAAUUUCAUCCAGGGAAAUCCAUGAAGAGUUACUUUUAUCCCAUUUUUCCGAUAGAGCAAAAUAGCUGGAAAUGAGAAACCCUAGUUCGUACUCAUUUAAAUUUAUUUUAUUCAAAAAUAUAUCUGAAAUUGAUUACAUUUGUCUGUAUUUAUGUCAAUAUAGUUUGUUUCCAUACUAUUGAGGAAAUAAUGAACAUAUUCACAUUCCUUUUAUACCUUUUUGUGUUUGGAGGUUGCAUUCAAAUGGUUUCUUGUUAUUUUGUCUAGAAAGUGUUUGAUGCAUCUCUAUUCAAAAUGGUUCACAAAAAGGCGGAGGGAAAAAAGCCCAUAUUUGACAGAGAGGAGAUUAAACUCUGGCGUCAUGAUGAAAAUUUAUCAGAUGAACCAGAUUUUGAGCGUCGCCUAGUGAGAGUCAAGUCAACAUCGUCUGCUCCAAAACUGGCAUCUGAAAGUCUUUCUCGCAUGUCCCCGAAUGUUAUCAGGUAAGUCAAUACACACAGAUUUAAGCUUUAUGCUAUGAUAUUAAUUACUUCAUUUACACUUGACCUAGAACAUGGAGUCGAUCAUGAAUUGUUGAACCAAGUGUCAAGAAAUGGUUUGACUCCAUGUUAACCCAGGAACUGUGUGGCAUAGAUCUAAUGUAGUGUGGUGGGGGAGCUUUUCAGGGCUUUUUGAGGGCCUUUAGAAAUAGCAUUCAAUGGCAUAGAAAUAUGGAGACAAGACCCCAAUAAGUAGAUAAGUAGAUAUUUUUAGAAAGGUAAAUGGAUGGGGAUAAAUUUGGCUAUAUUGCCCACCGGUAAAAAAAAAAAAAUUAGUUUGUGUCCUUGAGCUUGGAGUGUCCCCCCAAAUUUUUUUUAAAAAAUUGACAAAAUGUCUAACAGUAGGCCUACUUCAGUAUCGCUAAGACUAGUAUCAGAUUCACGAGAAGAAGAAUACGAACUGAGAUCGGCAUGGGGAGUGUUAAAAUCUUCAUCAGUAUCACUUAAAUCCUCUCCUAAAAAGCUUUCAAAAAUGUUUCUAUUAGUUCUCGCACUGAAGGCCCAGGCAUAGCUUCAGCAAUUUAAGCUUUAAAAAAAAAAACCAGCAAAAUAAAAUUCCGAUUAAAAAGUACUUAUUGUUAAGUCAUCAACAAACAGCUAGACCCGGAAUAUGAUUAAAUUAUUUUAAAAAAAGGAAGUGGCUAUAAUUCCGGUUAAAUAUUGGAUUGGAAGUUGCUAUCAGACCGUGUUUUUUAUCGGCCGACCACAGUUUGUGGAUUAAAGAUGCUGGACUCAAAGUAUGCUUUAGUGUACAAUGGUAACUUGAUGUUUUUAUAGACAUACAUUUUGAAUAGCUUUCAAGCUAUAAGUCUUGUUUCUUUACAGAAAGGCUUUUGGUCUUCAGAUUGGUGUCAGAUCUAAGAGUAAAUCUCCCCACAGAGAUGGUCAGGUUUCUAGGAGUAGGUCACCUCGUAGGGAACCACAGAUCAGGUAACUUCUAACUAGGUUUGUCAUGAAAGGACACUUCCACCUUGGAACAUUGUUUGAGAAAUGAUAAACAAGAAAUUCACAGUUGAACUUGGGCAACAAUGAUGGAAUAAAUUAGUUGAUAGUUUAUGUCCAUAAAGGAAUCUUAUUGCCAUUAAGAGUUCUUCAUUCACAAAAUGUCUUUAUCUGGACUUAUUGAAAUGGAAUAUUAUCUUAACUUAAAUACGAAACAAUGAUGAAGAUCACCUACUAAAACAUGAUGUAUGGAUAGCUCAUACAUCUGGUUUUGAAAAAUGGAUAACACCAGUCCUUGCUGGUCAAAGUGGAAGUCUGUGGACAAGUUCCAGGACUACUGUUGUAGAUUUACAAAAGGCUUAUUAAUUCAUCAAUAACCAAAAUAUUGAAUCUGGUCAGUGGUGCAUUUCCUAAAGGCCCUUACCACUAAAAAGUAUGAGAAGCACUAUUCUUGACCACGUCAUCCUCUAAGACAAGUUACAGGAGUACUUAUAAUGCAAAGAGAUUUUUCACUGUGACAUCCUCUAACACUAGAACCAUGGUGUGUAACUUAACGUACAUAGUCUAUCAUAGUCAAAAUGUAUUAAAAUACUAAAGCACCCGAUAUUUAAGAGUUGCUGUUUAGAUAUCAUGAAACAUCUGCUUAUGUAAUAUGUUUACAUUGAAAAGAAAAUCUCAUUGGACCAAAGGACUGUAAACAUUUAGCUGCCUUUCAUUGUCCCCAGUUUCCUGAAAUGAUUUUACUAUUAUAGUAUUUAGAAUAUGCAGGCACUUGAAAAAAAAAUUUAUAUUAUAAGUUGGAAUCUCACAUCCAGCAUACUUGAAAAACACUUGGGUAAGAGGAAAGUCGUGAGUCUUGACCACAAGGAAAGUCAGGACACUUGGGAAAGUAGUAAUCAUGACACUUGGGCAAGAGGGAGUCAUGACGUUUUGGGAAUAUGUAAAGUUAUGGCAAACAGGCUAGAGGAAAGUCAUGAUACUUGUGCAAAAGAAAAUUCUUGAUACUUGGGAGAGAUGAAAGUGGUGGCACUUGAUCUAAAUGCUAAAAUAGCAUGGACACAGGCACUAUGCAAAUAAUAAAUCAUCAUCUAGAGGAAAGUUUUAGCAAACAGGCAAGUCAUGACACUUUGGCAAGAGGAAAGUCAUGGCUCUUUGGAAAGAGGAAAGUCAUGACAUUUGAUCAAAAGGAAAUUUUUAGCAAACAUGCGAAGAGGCAAGUCAUGACAUUUUGCUCAAAAUAAAGUAAUGGCUUUUGGGCAAGAGAAAAAUCUUUAUGCUUGGGCAAGAGGAAAUGCAUGGCACACAGGCAAGAGGAAAGUCAUGGCACUUUGAAAAGUCAUGACUCUUGGGCAAGAGGAAAGUCAUGGCACUUUGAAAAGUCAUGACUCUUGGGCAAGAGGAAAGUCAUGGCACUUUGAAAAGUCAUGACUCUUGGGCAAGUGGAAAGUCAUGGCACUUUGAAAAGUCAUGACUCUUGGGCAAGAGGAAAGUCAUGGCACUUUGAAAAGUCAUGACUCUUGGGCAAGAGGAAAGUCAUGGUACUUUGAAAAGUCAUGACUCUUGGGCAAGAGGAAAGUCAUGGCACUUUGAAAAGUCAUGACUCUUGGGCAAGAGGAAAGUCAUGGCACUUUGAAAAGUCAUGACUCUUGGGCAAGAGGAAAGUCAUGGCACUUUGAAAAGUCAUGACUCUUGGGCAAGAGGAAAGUCAUUGUAAAAAGGUAAAAGGAAAGUGGUGUCAUAUUUGCAAGAGCAUUCAUUGUAACACCACACAACAUACCAUGAAAUGGUCAUUAACCAAUUAUUAUAUAGAUUGAAUGAUCAAUCACCAUUGGAUAACGAAAUACCAAUGAAGAAUUGGAAAAUGAAAUACCAUAAUUUAUUGGAUUGGAAAAAAAAGAACUGUUGAAACAGAAAUUGCAUGGAGCAUUGGAAAAUGAAAAACCAUAAAUAUUGGAUAAUGAAUGACUAGUACCAUUAAGUUUUGUAUGAUGUUAUACCAUGAUAUGCUGAGACAUGAAAAUACACCUAUAUUUAAAAAAAAAACAAGUUUCUUAAGAAACAAUUGUCUUAUUAAAAAGAUAGUUUGUGAUUAUGUUGGUACACACUGUUGUUACCAUCAGUUAUAUUUGCAUAUUUUUCCAAUAGAAAUUUGACUAGUUGACUUAACCCAACUGGUAAACCCAGACUCCACCUAUUUAGCUAGAGGAAAAGCCCCAUGACCACUUAGCUGUGUACCUAGUAUUAACUGCUCUGUGGCAUCAUCAUUCUGUGAGCCACUGAUAGAAAUCAACUCAAACCAACUAAUAUACAUACACACAUUGCCCGUGUGAAUUGAACAGAUAGUUUGAACAAAGAAAUAGAAGGACAUCUUUAAUGACUACAAUGACAUACUGCUGAGAUCAUAGGAUUUAGAGCAUGCUUGAAUCACCACAACAUUCUCAGGGAUAUGACCUUUAGAGAGCAUGAAUAGAGUUUUGUCAAGGAACAUCUGUUAACAUAGAAUGGAAAUCAAGUAUCACGGUGAUAAGGAAAAGAUGCUUUAGCCACAGUGAUAGGUAAAAGAUACGUUAGUCACAGUUGUAGGGAAAAGAUGCUUUAGCCACAUUGAUAGGGAAAAGAUGCUUUAGCCACAGUGAUAGGGAAAAGAUGCUUUAGCCACAGUGAUAGGGAAAAGAUACGUUUGUCACAGUUUAAGGCCUCAGUGACCGGGAAAAGAUGCUUUAGCCACAGUGAUAGGGGAAAGAUCCAUUAGCCACAGUGAUAGGGAAAAGAUGCUUUAGCCGCAGUGAUAGGGAAAAGAUGCUUUAGCCGCAGUGAUAGGGAAAAGAUAUGUUUGUCACAGUGAUAGGGAAAAGAUGCUUUAGGUAGCCAAAUUUAAAUUGUUUCAUCAUUGCAACAUCUGCAGGAAAUUAAGUAGAUGGCCAAUUUCAAGACAGAUGUUAAUAACUUGAAGCUGGCAUGGUUUUAUGUAUACCACAAUGGAGUGGAAAUAAAAUAAAAUCAAAGUUUACAUGUUUUAGUCGAGUAGAUCAAGAAGCCAGAUAGAGAAGACAAUGCCAGACAAGACCCAAUAUAAAGAAGAUAAGGCCAGGCAAUUGAAAAAGUUAGACAAGGAGAUCAGAGGCAUACUUUGAAGUCUAAGAGGAGAGCCUACUGUACUACUAGAGUUGUGAUGAUUCCCUUUUGAAAUAGGAUUGUCAUUUCUAUUGGUUUAUAAAUGGCACAUGCAAAAAAAGUACAUGUCGACUGACUUGUAGAAAUAAUCUAUGACAAAUUGGGUAGGUUUUUUUUGGCAUCAAAAUUGACAUUCUAUUGGUGUUGGAUAUUGUUAAUUAGAUGCUAGGAAGACAUUCAGGUUUCUAUGGACAGCUGGAAAACAACUCUUGGUGCUAUGGAUAACAGGAAAUGAAUUGUUUAAUUUACUUUGAAUGACAGAAAAGCACUGUACAGGUUGAUAAGAACUACACAAAGCAUUUAACAGGUUGCUAUGGAAUAAAGAAAAGAAUUAAACCUAUUACUAUGAACUACAGGAAAGCAUAGAGGUUGCUAUUUUUUUGCAAUGUGACGAUGGAGUGGGCUUCGGAGGACGAAAUCCACAUGGCCUGGGAUAAUUCCUCAAGGAUUAUAAGCUGGUUCCCAACAGCAAAUCGCCGCUCUCCACGCCGCUGGAUAACCCAAAGGAACAUCAUUGGAUGAUACAGCUUGGCACCAGUGACGUCGCAGGAGUUGUUGGAAUGUUUCAUUGUAUCAAUGUUAUCCGCCUUUCGGGACUCCAUCUCCGGGUUUGAUUUCAGAGUUUCCUUCUCUUAGAUGAGUUGCCAUCCAAGGCUAACGAGUCCCAUUCACCCGAGGUGCUGGUGGUGUCUUUGCUUGACUUGGCUCUGGCUGGAGUUGAACUUGAGAUAUGCUCAGUUUAGUCCACUUGGCCACCCAGCUCCCAGAGGUUGCUAUAGUCUACCUAAAAGCAUGAUACAGGUUGCUAUAGACUCAUAUAGGAAAGGAUUAUACAUGUUGCUUUGGAUAAAUGGGAACCAUUCUACAGGUUGUUAUGAACUAUAGAUUUUCAAUGGACUACAAGAAAGCAUCUUACAGGAAAUCAUUAUACAUGUCCUAUGGACUUCAGACAAGCAUCAUACAGGUUGCUAUGGACUACAGGCAAUCAUCAUACAGGUUGCUAUGGACUACAAGGAAGAAUCAUACAGGUUGCUAUAGACUACUUAUAUGAAAUCAUACAUGUGCUAUGGACUACAAGGAAGAAUCAUACAGGUUGCUAUGGACUACAAGGAAGAAUAAUACAGAUUGCUAUGGACUACAGGCAAGCAUCAUACAAGUUGCUAUGGACUAAUGGAAAACAUCAUACGUGUUGUUACAGGCUACAUGCAGGAAAGCAUCAUACAGGUUGAUAUCACUACAAGGAAGUAUCAUUAUCACUACAAGGAAGUAUCAUACAGGUUACCAUGGAUGCUUAGGAUAAAUGGAAAGCAGCACACAGGUUGCUGUGGUCUACAAGAAAGAGUUAUAUAGGUUUCUAUUGACAACAGGAAAGCAUUAUGCAUGUGCUAUGGUGUAAAAAAUGAGCUGGUCCACUGCUCCAACAUCAAACGGAAACUUGUCCCUCUUCCCCCUUGACAGCAACGAGGCAAUAACAGGCAGUUCCAGCCCAUAACAGCAAGAUCACAGUACAAUAUAGUGACUUGAACAAGCUUCCAAAAGGAAUAGUUGAGGCGACAACAUUUGACACAUUUAUAUCUAUUGCCUCAGGCCUUCCAAACUCCAGUUCCUGAUACCAUCGCUGAGUAGCCCUUGCAACCAGUGAAAUUUCCUCUUCAUUUACUAAGCAAACAACAUUUUGAAUCCUCUCUAUAUGCAUAGGAGCCAGAAUGAUCAAUACAUUGAUCAUGGGCCAUUAAUAUAUAGAAAAAGAAGAAAAGUACAAAGAAGAAUUAUACAGGUUUCUAUGGACUACAAGCAAGCAUCAUACAGGUGGCUAUGGACUACAAGAAAGCAUUUACAGUUUGCUGUGGACUUAAAAAAGCAUCAUUCAGGUUUCUAAGGACUACAGGAAAGCAUCAUACAGGUUGCUAUGAACAACAGGAAGGCAUCAUACAGGUUGCUAUGGUCCACAUAAAAGUAUUAAACAGGUUGCUAUGAACAACAGGAUGGCAUCAUACACGUUGCUAUGCACUAUAAGAGAGUAUCCUACAGGCUGCUAUGGAACUACCGGAAAGCAUUAUACAGGUUGCUAUAGACAACAUACAUACGCUACUGGAAAGCAUUAUACAGGUCGCUCUGGACCUCAGAAAAGCAUCAUACAGGUUGCUAUCGACUUCAAGGAAGCAUUUACCCCUUGGUUUGGACUAUAAGGAAGCAUCAUACACAUUGCUAUAGAUGAUUUGGGUAAUGGAAAGCUUUAUACAGGAUGCUGAGGACUGUCGGGGUAGCAUGAUAUGGGCUGCUAUGAACUAUAGGCAAGCAUAUGUGUUGCCAUGAAUACAGAAAAGCAUACAAGUUGCUGUGGACUACAGGAAAGCAUACUGGUUGCUGUGGACUAAAGGAAAGCAUACUGGUUGCUGUGGACUACACGAAAGCAUACUGAUUGCUGUGGACUACAGGAAAGCAUACUGGUUGCUGUUGACUACAGGAAAGCAUACUGCUUGCUGUGGACUACAGGAAAGGAUUCUGGUUGCUGUGGACUCAAGGACAGCAUUAUAUAUGAUUUACUAUGAACACAAGAAAGUAUUGUACAUGUUACAGUCCAAAAAUAUGCUUUAAAAUAGAUUCUAGAUAUUUGCUAAUUCUCCAUGAAUUUGUUGAACAUCGGUGCAAUGUCAGUAUAUAAAUUAUUUAACACCAUGAUCUGCUGUAGACAUGCCAGGAUAAAUCUAAUCACCAUGAUCUGCUGUAGACAUGCCAGGAUAAAUCUAAUCACCAUGAUCUGCUGUAGACAUGCCAGGAUAAAUCUAAUCACCAUGAUCUGAUGUAGACAUGCCAGGAUAAAUCUAAUCACCAUGAUCUGCUGUAGACAUGCCUGGAUAAAUCUAAUCACCAUGAUCUGCUGUAGACAUGCCAGGAUAAAUCUAAUCACCAUGAUCUGCUGUAGACAUGCCAGGAUAAAUCUAAUCACCAUGAUCUGCUGUAGACAUGCCUGGAUAAAUCUAAUCACCAUGAUCUGCUGUAGACAUGCCAGGAUAAAACUUAACAUCACGAGCUGUGAUAGACAUGACAGGAUAAAACUCAACACCAUGAUCCAUAAUAGACAUUGGAUGCAACAAAUUUGUUCUUGCAACUACACAAGAAGAAAGCCUUUAAAGCAUUGAGAUUACCGGGUAGGGCAUUUUGCCAAGUAAGUAACUAUUGUUGUGUAUUGUUGCUUUUACAGGUACAUGUUUUUGUUUGAUGGGCUAAUUAAAAUAGUGAAUGCAUUUGAAAUAUUGAACUAAGGCAAGAAUAAGUUUAAUAUGAAAUGGUACUUUUCGAGGUACUGCUUUCAAGCUGUCAGAAGUCAAUAAAUAGGCCGACAAGAUAUGGUCAGGCUUGGAAAAAAUAGAACAAUUGAAAGUCAUUUGAUUCUAAUUGUCCUUUCUUUUCAAGCCCCAACAAAGCUGUUUAUUUAAUUGGUAUGGUGAAUGAUGCCAUUAUAGAAAUGGUUAUAUUUUAACAGUGAUCCAAAAGCUGGACAACAGUAAUUAGUUUUGUUAAAUGUUGUUUAACCCGUGAAACAAGUUUUUAAAAAUGAAGGAAAAUGGAUGGAAGUGCAAUAUUAAAAACCGAACAGUAAAAAUACAUUGCAGAUAUGUAUAAUGUGACUUUGAUUUGUACAAGAUGGAGUUAAAAGCAGAUAUAUAUAAUGUGACUUUGAUUUAUACAAUAUGGAGUUAAAAGAUUUUGUAUGUUGACUGCCAACCACUUUCUUUCCAUUCCCCUUAUCUUUGUUUUGUUAGGCACUUGUGUCCAUUCUUAUUUUUUUCUAUUUUUUCAAUUUUAGAAUUUUAGGUACGUAGCGUAUACAUAUAUUAUGCAAAUUUAAUUUUAUAAUGUUAAUGUUUUUCGUUGUAACAACAAAGACAUUUGCCAAAACUGCUCUAGCUUCAUCACAAUCUAACCCUUUUAUAAUGAGUUAAUUUGUUAAGUACACAGUUAAAUGCAGUUGUUUAGUUGAACUUUCAUUUUGAAUUUAUUUAGACUGGACCCUAGACCAGAUCCACGAUAUGAGUCAAAGUUCAGAGAGCAGUUGGAGAGGGAGGAAGAAAUUGUAAACAGAGGGAAGAGGCAACAUGACAAAGUUGUAGGAAGUAUGGACAAAAAAGGGAUUAAAAAUCAGACAAGAGAUGGAAAACAUGGAAAAAGAAAUGAUAGAGGAAAAGAAGAGCCAUAUGAUUUGCGCCAAGCACUAGAGAGAAGACGUAGUGACAGGGUGGAGUAAGUGAAGCAUUACCAUUUUCAAUAUUUGGUCUAAGAGAAGAGCUGUUAUCAAUAAAACAAACCUUCUCAAAUCAUUUGUAUAGAUCUAAUAGAAGUUACACAUUCCUUCUCAAAUCAUUUAUCUAGAUAUAAUAGAAGUACACAUAUAGUCUCAAAUCAUUUAUUUAGAUAUAAUAGAAGUAACACAUACCUUCUUAAAUCAUUUAUCUAGAUAUAAUGGAAGUUACACAUACCUUCUUAAAAUAUCUGCUUAAAUCAUUAUUUAAAUUAAGUUACACUUACUCUCUUAAUUAAAUCAUUUGUCUAGAUCUAAGUGAAGUUACACAUGCCUCCUUAAAAUAUUUUCAUUGUCAUAGUUGAUCUCAUAAAUUUGUAUUCUCGCAGAGGAAGUGGAUUUCGAAUAGAAGUACAGCGGGGAGAGGGUGAUGCUGAGCUCUUCUACAGAGAGGACACACGUGGUCAGGGAUCAAGUGUAGAAAACCAUCCAAAUGUUUCAGACUUGGCUGGAGGACGUAGCGUGGUAAUGGAUCAAAAUAAAGAUCAAAGAAGGUUUAGCAGCAUAGACAGGGAUCAACAGAGGUUCGGCAGUGCAGACAGAGACUCCAGGGGCAGCUGGGAAAAUGACAGGAGAACCGUGAGAGGACGGGGCCGUGGUAAUGGAAGGAUUAGGGGGAGGUAAGAAUAAAUAAAUUGAAAAUUAUAAAAAUAUGAAAGAAUUAGUAUACAAUCUAAAAGACAACAGAAAGAAAAACACAAGAAAGAAACCAGUAGUCAGCAACAUGAACUUAUUGUGAUGAUAAGAGAACAACAAAAGAACAGUGGUCAGCAAGAACCACAAUCCAACUGAUUACAUGAAAUGUAAAACUAUUAUGAAUGGUGAGAACUAGAUUUAGUAGGGUGAAUUUUGGUAUGAAAAGUUGUUUAUCAUGAGAGGGUUUUGUGAGUUGUAGAUGGUGAGGUCAGAUCAUGGGGUUCAAUUGUGGGGUUAGAUCGGGGUGUCAACUUAGUGUAUGCUGAGUGUUUGUUGUGGAGAUAGUCAGAUAGUAGUUAAACAAUAGAGAGAGGAAUUAGACUGAGAGAGAACGGUCAUGAACUCAGACGGGGUUGUCAUCUGAGAGCUCAAUGAUCAUCAAAUUGUUGUUAUCUGUUCCUUGGAUCUGUGUACUAUGAUACCACUUUGUGUAGCAUGAUACCAUUUUGUGUAUCAUGUUAUUAUUUGUACUGUUCAUAAUGAAUAAGGAAAUCAGACAGUGCAUCAGUUGUUCAAAUAAUUAAGAGAUCAUAUGUGGUAGAGAAACCCUUUGAGAAAUUGAACCAAUGAAGUGCCUGUCAGAAUACAGGAGGAGAUCCUAACAUUGGACACCUGAGCAGAAGAAUGACAGAUGCUGAAAAUAAAUUUGCCUUUUCUAGAAUUAAAAUGCUUGGCAGUAGUUUGGUUUAUAAUUUACAUACAAAAGUAUCUGUUGGGUACAACAUUCACUGUAUUGCUUGCUUAAAAACCACUGCUAAAUUUUAACAAAAAUCAAAUCACCAAUGAUUGGUGACAUAUUUGCUUUAAUUGUGCCUGACCCUAAAUAUGAAAUGAAAUCAUUUUAAUGGGUAGAUAACCAUUUAACAGAUAUUCUAUCAAGAAUAAUUGAUAACAAGUAGUUCAAAAGAUAGCUUGACACAUUAUUUUACUUCAAACAGAUUACGCUGGAAACACAACAUAAAAGAUAGUUUUUAUAAACAUACUAAAUGAUGGUUAUUGAAUAAAUUUUGUUCUGUCUAGAUGUUUAGUAACAAUUUUUUUGAAAAAUUUACUUGAGACACUUUAGAGAUAUAAUUCCCUGAAACAAUGUUUUGCAAUUUAAGUAUUUUUAUCUCAUUUUACACCACCGCCCUUUCCCAUGUGAAACCAUGCGUGUCUGGGGAGAGAGAGGAAGGUGGUGAAAUAUUUUUAAAGACUGUAAAAGAACACAGCCACGUUGUAAUGAUGAUGAUGAUAGUCAAAUUUUGUGCUUUGUGUUUUCACAAUGAACUUGCCAGAUGCCGCAACAUAAAUUGGACACCUGUAGUAAACAUUCCCUUUUGUGUCCUUCUGUGCUGUAGGAUGUAGUUUUGUAGCUUUACUAUUUCAUUCAGUUGAACUGCUGCAAUUGGUGAAGGUGAAAGCAAAGAAAAAUAGGGAUCAACUGCGCCUUACAGCAACAUUAGAUUUGGAAUUAUUUUAUAAAAUCUAGGAAGCAGCAUUGGAAAUGUCUUUUUAUUAGCACCCGGUUUGGUUCCCCCACUCUUUGAAUUUCAUUCUCAUAAUACAGCUUGCAGUAGUUGUUGGCCUAUCAUUUAAUGUGGCAACAGAAUAAUGGGGGUUAAAAUGAGGCUCCAAGCCUUAUUGAAAGAGGACAACCUGCUGCACGCUUCGUUAAAUAUUGUGGCCCACCUUUUGUAUGACAAAUAAACUCAUUGCUUUAUUCAAUUGGGGAUUUUUUUCCUUUUUGGCAUAAAUGAACAUUUGAAAUGUAGAUACAUAACAUUAUUUUUUUUCCCACAGUAUGCACUAUUUGGGUGCACCCUAUUUAUUUACAAUAAAGUACUGUAUAUAAAUAUAUAAACAUCAGUCAUCUACUUAGGGAAUUGACCUUUUUUUAGACAUGCAAUUCAUUAGCUAUUAUAUUGUUGUUUUUUUUUAAUUUUUAUUUAUUUACAAUUAAGAUUCAAUAUUUUACUAUUUUUAGGUGAUGCAUUACUAUUCUGAAGUGAUAUUUUAAUAUUUUUGGAGUUCCUGGGUAAACAGGUCUGUUGUCAAUAAAAUAUUUUUUGUUGUAGGAGACGACCUUGGAGCCCGGACAUAGGGCUGGAUGGUGGCAAAAGACAAGAUGACUCAAGGGAUGUAAGGGAUAAAAUCUUAGAGCGGAGACAUAGAUACAGUAUGAGUCCAAACAACAAUCGAGGUUUGUCUUGUUCCACUCUUUUCAUAGACUAUUAAUCAAUUACUGCCUUAACUACUUGGAAUGAAAACAUGCUCUCCUGCCUAAGCAUUACAUAACUCUGUGUAAAAUAAUUUUUUAUUCAAUAUAAAAAUGAAUGAAAUUUUAUAAUCACACCGGCUAUCUUGAGAAUAAUCUUUGAAUUAAAACUUCUGAAGCUGACUCAGAUCAUGUCCACAAGUUAACAGGCAGUCGCCAUGGUCUACAUCUGGUACUAUUAUCUACACAUGUUAUAGUGUUGAUUUUUAAAGUCAGUUUUACAAACCUGUUUACCCUCAAACUCUUAAAAUUGUACAAUAAUCAUGGGGGCUUAAACUAGUGAUUAAUUUUGUCCUGGAAAACUUGGAGACUGAUUUAUCAACCCUCCUGGUGGAAAAUUAUGUUUAUACAUUUGCUCAUUAUUUGUGUUCUGAAUAUGGCCAAUGCAUAUAUAAUAUAAUGAAUGCAAAAAAAGUCCAAUUUCAUUACACACACACCCCCCUCGCCCCAUACACACAUUUUUUAACCCACACUCUUUUUGGACAACCCUCUCUGCAUAUGUACAAGGGAGGUUUCACAUCGUCCCCUUCAAGAUAAAAAAUAUUAUUUGUUGUAGACUACUAUUGCCCAAGACAAUUAAAGUAAGUUAAAUUAAACCAUUAAAUAUUUUUGCCCCAUAGGGAUAUAAAUUGUAAUAGGGGGAGGGGAAAGGAGAGAGAGAAAUUUAGUCUCUGUGAUAUAAGAGAUGUAUUAAAUUUUAAGAGUCAGGAUAUUUUUUGUUAAAGUUAACAAUAACUACUGUUAUUAUUUGUUGUGUAUGGCAAUAAAAAUAUGUUUAACCUAUUCUAAGUUCUUCAGGUUUUUCUUAAGUAUUUAGUUUCUAGUUCCUCAAGUGAGGCUUAGGCCAAAACAUCAGAUGAACGUUUUAUUGGGAGGGUGGGGGGGAUGUUCUCUAACUGGUUCAGCUGAACUAAAUAAUUACCACAUGUAACACAAUCCACUUAUAAUGCGAACCCUUAAAUGUUUGUUUUUUAAAAUGCUGUUAAAUGCCAUGUCCACAUGUAACACCAUUCGUUAAUCUUGUCAAUAACAAUACAAUAGGAUUUAAGGAAAUACAUCAUUAUUUUUUCAAAGUUAAUUAAAUUAUUAAAAUAUUAUUUCCAUAUUUGUUAUAUAAGUGAAUUUUCCUUCAAAGGGAUUGCUACUUACAUGAUGUUAUGCACAGGUACAUUGCAUACACGGUCACCAAAUGGGAGUUUGCCAAGAUAUGAUUGCAUAUGCAUUAAAAUUACUUGGCAAUAUACAGUAUGUCACAAAUUACAUCACACCUAUAGAAACAUAAAGAGGACUACAGUUGUCACUUGGCUAAAAAUUACUUUUUCGAAAUCUAGCGAUAUAUUUGUGAAAACUGAAAGAAACAGUAUGACAUGAUUACGAAACAUUGCAGUGAUAUUAAAAUGAAGCCUUUAAAAACACAUUUUUUGGGGACCUUUGACCUUAUUAGAGAUAUAAAUUGGCUAUUUAAUGAAGUUUCAGAAUUGUGCAUAAAUGUAUGUUUACUUACACAUACUGCCUAGCCCCCACCCCCCUAAUAUGCCUUAAAAACAAAAUCUCAUAUAUCGAUAUGUUUGUGAAUUUUUAUAAAUAUAUGUGAAUGCGUUAAUAAAUUUGGUAUGUAUUUAAAUAGCUUCAAUUUAAUUUUGUUUAAGGAUGGCGGGGAUACAGAGGUCGUGGCAGAGGUCGUGGAAGAGACUUCAUUUUGUAUGAUCAAGACAUUUCUUCUCCUACUGAAAUUGAUGGUACAUUUUCACAUUAUAACCAAAUACCACAACAUUAGCUCAAACAAAAAGAACAAAGUUUUAUAAACUAGUUAACCUAUAAUUUCCAUUUGUCAGCUGUUAGUGUCAACAAUGAUGAAUUUGCUGCAGAAAGUGAUAAUGGAAUUAAAAGGGAUGUUUCAGACCUGUUUACUCUUACCAUUUUGGCAUACAGUACAGUGGAUGAUUUUGAGUUGCAUUUUAGGUUUGUAUGCCAAGACCUGACAGAACUGCAAUUUUCAGAGACCAGAUGGAACUUAUAUCCAUUCUGGUAGUUUUUACAAUUUUAAAAAAAUACACUUUCAGAUGUUAAUUUUUAUUUGCACUCUACAUCCAGUAGUAAAUGGAUAGAGAAAUACAAGUGUUUGGGGACCAUCUAUAAUGACAACAGUUGUACUGAGAAUGAAAUGGAUGGUGGUUAGGAGAUUUUGGUUGGAAGGGGGGGGUUCUAAAUAUUUAAGUCUAUAAAAUUAACACCACCACAUUUUGGUAAUGAUAGUGGUGCUGGUAUUAUUGUUGCUUUGAGCUUUCAUAAUAAAUUCGCUAGACACAAAAGUAAUAUUGGCGUCAAAAUUUAAUCUUAAGUACCUGGUAGGUUUUUUUUUAAAUGAUGCCCUAAUUUGUUAUUUAAUUCUUAUUUCAAUACAUUUUAUUUGAUGCUGAUCUGUCUUUGAGUUUGAACCAUGUUAAAUAUCACCAUAAACUUUAUUUUCUUACCAGUGACAGACUGUGAACAAUGUGUUCUGCAUGUUCACCUAAUUUUAAUUGAUCUCUAUGGCUUAUAGCAGAUACACAUCUGCAAAACAAAGUGAUCGUAGAUUGCAAUAUAAACAUCAGUCACCUACUUUUAGAAGAUACCUGUUUUGAUCCCAGCUUAACUUGGCCCCACUAGACAUGCUUGCCAGUAGAUAUUGCAUACAUUAUACUCUAUGUUUAUUUAUUUACUGUUAAGAUACUUGUACUUAUUGUUCAAUUUUGAGACAAUGGUGUACGAUUUUAGGAGUUUGAGGGUAAACCCGUCUGUGUUCUUAUGCAUUCCUUCAAGAUUUGAACCCUGAUUGUAACCAAAGAAAUACAGUUUAAAACCGGGUUUCUCUAAUAAAAAAGAAACCCCAAAAAUACUUGAACAUCCCUCUACUGUGUAUAACACAACUGUCUUUAAUACAUUGUAUCAACCAAUUAACCAUCAUAAUGGUCAAUCAUAGGCCAUUGUGGCUGCUUGUAUGCCGUUAACCCUGACAUCAUCAGCUACUAAAAUGUGUAUCGCAAGUUGUAUGUUUUUUCUUUAAGGUGGGUAACUGGUAAACCGGUUUAACUUCCUUUCUAAUGAAACACACUGCAUACAUUUCAUACAAUUUUUAUUUUUAAAUAUUGACUUGAGAUUAAAUUUUCUGUUUUUUCUUUUGUUGUUUUUGUUAACAAUCUUGUAAGGCCCUUUGGAUUAUACUAUUUCUUUAUGAAAAUGAAUUUGAAAAUACUUUUGUUGGAGCUAGUAGUGAAAUAAUGAUAGCAGAGCUGGCAGUUCAAGUUCUAGGAGUGAAAGUUGUGGUGAAAAGACUAUCCUGGUCAGUUGGUUGGAGUACCAAUGAAUUUAAUAAGAAUUAAACGUCAAGAAAUAUCAAGUUGAAAGCUGAAUUAUAAUUUUUUUAAACUGAAAGAAUAUUGUUUUCUUUGUCUGGAAAACAUUAUUAUGAUAAAAAAAUCAGGGUAGGUGUCAGCUGAAUGCAGAAAAAUGGUAGCACUCACUGUUUAAAGGUCAAUAUCAUAUUAAUUUUACAAAGCUCACAGAAUACCUCAAUUCAUAGCAAAUGAUUCCUUAUCAAAGUUACUCUCAGAAGAUGUAUAUUCAGAUGAAUCUCUGGAUUAAUUUUCUGUAAAUUUUGGUAUUUCAGUGAUAUUUAUCAAAUGUACUUUAAAAAAAUGCCUUGAUAGCCACAGUAAAGGUACACUUGAUGCUUUGUGUAUUCAGACUAUCUGUGUUACCGGUACUCAUACUGUACAUUGUAUAAUGGCUUAUGUAAUUUAUACAUUUUAAACUGUCAUCUUUUAUUAACGUAUUGUAUAGUGGCAUCUGACAAUUUAGUAUGUCCUUGCAACUAACCCUUUUAAGUGCAGUUUAUAUUUAUGAAAAAAAUAAUUUACUUUUGAUUGUCCAGAGUAUUUUUUCACUGCCAGUAAUUUUGUUUCCAAAGCUAAUCCAUGCUUCACUCAAAUUGUCUUUUUUUCUUUUUUGUUUCAGAUUCAUUUAAAUACACACAGGUAAGGAGGAACAACGCUGUAAGUUUAUUUCAUUCCAAUAUUUUAUCAGAUGGGGGGCUGACAUGCCUUCCUUUUCUUUGGUUGUUUUCAUGAUACCAUUUGGCUGCUGGUGCUAGCAUAACUCAUCUUAAAUAAAGACACUCAUUGACUUUAGUGGUACAUGACAGAUACAUCUAAAAACACAGGCAGUGACUUCAGUGAUAGGUGGCUGAUACAAGUAAAAACACAGGCAAUGACUUCAUGAUAGAUGACUGAUACAACUGAAAUCACGGGGAGUGACUUUAGUGAAAGAUUAGAAAUAAAUGGGAAAAACUUCGGUAACAAUAGUAUUGACAAUUUAUUGAUCAGGAUAAACACUGAAUUGAUAUAAUGGUCCAUUCCAUAAUAUGAUCAAACUUUUAGUCAGUAGACUGGUAAACUUGACAUCAUAAAGGCUGAAAUCUAACAGGAAUGAAUGAAAUUAUUUUCAGCAUGAUGAUCGUGAUGUCUCACCCAAAGUAUUCCGCAGUCGAGGUGGUCGUGGCAGGUUCCCCAUGAGAAGUUUUGGUAGCAGCAACUUUCGAGCUAAUAGCCGUGGAUUUAGGGGUGGAGGUGUUAGCAGCGGAAGAGGCUUCAGAGGUGGCUACAGGGGAGGAUAUAAUUCUAUGGCGGACAGGAGUAUGUGCCCAUAUUAAACAAUAACUUUAACCUCUUUGCAACCUGACCUGUUAGGAGUAAAUGUGCUAAUUGAAUCUGUCCAAUUAAAUUGCAUCGCUGUAAAUGAACAUGACAGGAGCAAAAGCCUGUUUCUAUUUGACCUAAAUUAGAUGAAUCUGUUGAUGUCUUUUAGUACGGUAUUGCCAGCUAUAAAUCCAGAUCUGAUGUCAGUAUACUACUACUAGUACUGUAGUACUAGGAGCUGAUAGUAACUUAACUAAGUCAUAAUAAGGAAUCUUAUUUUUUAGAUUUCAAAUAUUGAAAUUAAUCAAGUAUUGAAAGUCAACUGUCUUAUUGUGUUAUUUUUAAAAGGGUUUACAAAAAAUUCAUUUUUUUAAUAUUCUGAAGAUCAAACAUCAAGGAAAUAGAAAUAGGUAAAUAAGUCAAAUUUAAUGUCAUUUCCAAAAUGUUUGACCUUUUAUCUAUGAUAAUUGCCAAUUUAUAACACACAAGUUCUGUGUGCUAUUUAAUGUGAUUGUAAUGCUGUGAAUCGCCAGCCAAGAAUGAUGUGUUUGCAGUACAUGAUGCUAACUCCAUACAGGAAAAGCUGCACCCUAGCUAGUAUAACAUUAAUCUCCUGCAGCCCUCACACCCUACGACAAUCCCUUAACUAUACCUCCCCACGACUCAUCCCAAGUAAAAGCGGGCCGAAUAAUAAUAUUAUAUUGAAUAUGACAAUAAAAUAAUAUAUAUAUAUAUAUAUUUAAAUAUAAUAUAUGUACAUAUAAAGAGCUUAAAUAUACUGCUCAAGUAAUAAAAGGGUUCUAAUAUUAUUUUUUUAAACAACCUGUACUUCAGUGAUAAAUAAUUUGUUAACUUUCACUAAUCAGUCCAAACACAAAAAAUGCUGUUCUGACACCCUGAUGUUAAAUUCUGCACUUGGAUGGCAGUGAUCAAAUCAGGCUUGGUAGUGGUCAAAGUUAGAUUUGGUAGUCCGCCUAUGACCUGUGAUGCACCCUCCUUGCCCUACCUCAUUUUCUGUUUCGGUUUAAUCCUGAAGUGUCAAAGUGUCCUCUUUUUAUAGCCAUUUUCAUUGUUUCUAUAGAAUAGUAGUUACUAUCCUAGUGUCUCAUUUGUAUUUACUUAGUUUACAUGUUUUAACAAUUGUAAAGCGCUUAGAGCUUUAUGAUAAGGGCUAUAUAAAAAUGCCUAAAUAAAUAAAUAAAUAAAUUUGGUAGUGGUCAAAGUUAGAUUUGGUAGUGGUCAUUGUUAGAUUUAGUAGUGGUCAAAGUUAGAUUUGGUAGUGGUCAAAGUUAUAUUUGGUAGUGGUCAAAGUUAGAUUUGGUAGUGGUCAUUGUUAGAUUUGGUAGUGGUCAUAGUUAGAUUUGGUAGUGGUCAUCAUUAGAUUUGGUAGUGGUCAUAGUUAAAUUUGGUUGUGGUCAUCGUUAGAUUUGGUAGUGGUCAAAGUUAGAUUUGGUAGUGGUCAUUGUUAGAUUUGGUAGUGGUUAAAGUUAGAUUUGGUAGUGGUCAUUGUUAGAUUUGGUAGUGGUCAUAGUUAGAUUUGGUAAUAGUCAUAGUGGUCACUGCUUUUUUCUAAGGCUAUUUCUUUGAACUGGGUAUGACUAAAAAAGGACAUAGAAUAAGCCAAUGAUAAUUUUUAGAGGAACUAGGUCAAAUGAUAGUCGGUAAAAAAAUCAUGGAGAAAUAAAAGUAUGUGCUGCAUAUUUUAUUCCGUAUUUUAAUUACUUCCUAUCAAAAAUGACACUCCUCACAUAUACAACAACAAAAAAGAGCUGCCAGGGAUUGUGGAUAGAGACCAGGGAUGGUUUAAAAAUAUUAACAAAUAUUAUUACCCCACCCCCCACCCCCCCACAGGAUCCCUGCCCCUCUUAUCUUCACACAGCCCUGAGACCACGUUUGUUGCAUAUCUUGCUAACUUUGCUUUGGCUGUAUAAUGUAUAAGAUGCUAACUUUUUCAGGAUCCCUGGAGAGAAGAAAUACCAGCUUGGAUCGGGAGUGGAAGCAUGAUAUGUACGACAGUUUGAUAGCAGAAGAUGACCAGUCUCACAGGACAGCUGUGAUCAGUUGAGGACAUACACAUUGUGGAAUGCUUGAUUUUUCUUGUCAUAGAUAAGUUUUCAUCAUGUGUUAGUUAAUGUGGUUGAAUAUGACAAUGCAAUAAUUCUCUGUGUUUGUUGUGUUGCUGCUGCUGCUAUGGAGUCAAAGAUUUCUCAGUAAUUCCUUGUCUCUCUCUCUCAAACAAUGGGAAAUAUGAAAGCAGUUAUCCUGGUAUUUUUAAAAAAAAAUCUUUUCUUCAAACUUCAUUCUGGACUGGAUCUAAAAUCAGUAGUGUCUAUAGGACAUCAGUGUAGAGUGGCCAUUGUAUUUAUAAGUACUCUGUAGUGCAACAAUCAGCUUGCUGGAACAAUCGGCUUGCAGUCAAAGACAAUUUAAGUGAAAAGUUUUCAUUGUCAUUCAAUAAAAUGUUUAUGAAAUUAAAAGAGCAUACGACUAAUUACUAAUCAUUAUACAUAAUUAAUGUUGAAAUGUCUGAUAAUAGUAAUAUUUAUUGAAACAUGAGUACCAUGAAUAUUAACUGUAAUUUUACUUAAUAAAAAUGAGGGAUGUUUUGAUAAUAAUAAGGUUAGUCCUUUGAGUUCAUGAUGAUCCAUAGAUCACAAUAAAAUAUUUGGACACCCUCAAUUGUACUGUGAUAAUUUUGGUAGGAUUUAGUAAAAAAAAAAAAAUUAAAUGGAAUAUAAAGGCUUUCUUGAUGUGAGAAUUUUUAAGGUCUAGUGAUUCCAUGUUCCAAUGUUUUUCCAUAUUUAUGUUCAUAUUUGAGAAUUGUUUAUCCCUGUACUUUAAGUUGGUUAUUAAUAGGAUCUUUUUCUUGUUUUUAUAUAAAAAUAAAAGAAGUUCAAUUAUUGCUUUUGACAGUCCUAAUUGUAAUAUGUCGCUGUCCAAUUGUUGAAAUAAAUAUAUUCAAUAAAUUGCUAAA